CAAUGUCAUUUAUUAUCAAUCAUUAUCAGCUGCUCAGAACUAUUGUCAAAAUAUUAUGGAAACACAAGAAAAUUGGUAAUUUUCUGCGAAAAUACUAUGUACUUUUUGUAAUACACAAAAUAUGUUACGUAUAGAAUGAAUGCUAUAAUUGGUUUGUGUCAUUUUUGUGAAUCUCACGGCCCGCGACCAUUAUUUUGUACAUUUACAACAGAUGAGGAGAGUCAUACUACAGAAUCUUCCAAAUGCCCAGUAGAAUGUUGUGGCUGCAGAUCAAUUGGUGCAGAAACAGUUUUAGUGUCGAAGGACGACAGUGGGAUAAUUUAUUGCAGCAGAGAAUCUGUGCCUAAUGAUGAUAUUACUGCAUUUUUGCGUCAGGCUGCCUUACGGAGCAUAACAUGUGAAGUCAACUGGAGUAAAGAAGGAGGUGUAGUUUACUUCAGUGACACACAGGGGCAUGUUCUCAGCCACAUGUUCCACCUCAAGGAUACCAGGGCCAGAGGAAUGAAGAGAUUAUUUUCAAUUGUAGUUCUUAUGAAAGAUAAAAUGUUUCUUCUGAAUGUUACUCCAGUUUUAUCAGAACACAUGAAGAAAUUAGCCAAACAGCUUCAAGAAUUGGCUGAUGUUGUUUAUGAUAAUGAACAGAGUAUAUGCUCUCAAAGAGCAUUGAGGUUGAAUACUGGGAAUAAUGAUUUUGGUCAAUCCAGAUCAUUGAAACAACUAACAAAUGAUGAUGAUAUUUUCAAAAGAUUACAUUCACACUUUACAUGGAUGCUCAAAACUGGUGCUUUAAUUUAUUCCGAGACACUUUACACAAGCCAAGAUAUGCUCAACAAGUUUCACCCAAACACAACAAAAGGAACCAUCUUUGAAGAUGUUUGCUCAGUAACUAUUGAUAAUAGCUCCAUGACAUUGCGGGAAAUUGAAAAACUUUUAUCCAAAGAUGUUUUCCAAAAACUUCUGUAUUGUCUUUUAACAGGUGGAAAAAUAGGCAUAAUAUCAAAAUUUAGAAAUUUAUCAACAGUUGUGAAUAGCCUCUUGAUUUUAUUGCCAAAAAAUACAGAUAACACAAAUGAAAAUAUUAGAAUAGUAAGUAAUGAUGAAGAAAUUCAAGCCCAAAAUUUAUGUAUUUUAGAAGAAAUCGAAAAUAAUAAUUUUCAGUGCACUUGGAAGAUCAAUGUUCCAACAAAAUAUCCUACACUAAUGAAUAAAAUACUUAACGCAAUAAAUAACGAAAAAUUCAAUGAUGUUGUUCUGUUACAACAUAUAAAAUCUUUGCAGUUGGAGUGGUUGGGGAUAGCAAAUACCAUCAAGUCAUCACUUCAAGCAUCAGGACAUAAAAAAGAUGCUAUCAAAAAAUUAAAAACUGUACUUGGUGUAUCAGAAUAUGAUGAGAUUCUUGUAAAUUACUGGAUACAAGCUUUCUGUGAUUAGUCUAUAGAUAUCUGUGAUAAUAUUGUUAGAUUUGAAAAUAAAUAUAUUUUUUGAAAUAA
Molecule: messenger RNA, 1490 nt
Organism: Colias croceus (clouded yellow)
Lineage: Eukaryota; Metazoa; Arthropoda; Insecta; Lepidoptera; Pieridae
Gene: BHD
Product: folliculin
Exons: 7
Coding region: 136-1431 (431 amino acids)
Biological process (GO): negative regulation of transcription by RNA polymerase II; positive regulation of GTPase activity; positive regulation of TORC1 signaling
Cellular component (GO): cytosol
Molecular function (GO): GTPase activator activity
Source: RefSeq, a predicted model, not a curated record